Molecule: messenger RNA, 1600 nt
Organism: Diospyros lotus (date-plum)
Lineage: Eukaryota; Viridiplantae; Streptophyta; Magnoliopsida; Ericales; Ebenaceae
Product: gamma carbonic anhydrase 1, mitochondrial
Exons: 5
Coding region: 119-940 (273 amino acids)
Source: RefSeq, a predicted model, not a curated record
UGCAAAGCAGCCCUAACAAUGGCGGACGGCUUCGACAGUUCGGCUCACACUCUCAUUCGUGUGUUCGUUACGGUGAAAGCAAGAGAGGACAGAGGUGAUUGAUCGAUCAAAUCAAUCGAUGGGAACCCUAGGAAGAGCGAUAUACACCGUCGGAUUCUGGAUUCGAGAGACCGGCCAAGCCAUCGAUCGCCUCGGUUCUCGCCUCCAGGGCAACUACUACUUCCAAGAACAACUCUCUAGGCACCGUACUCUAAUGAACAUAUUUGAUAAAGCUCCGGUGGUUGAUAAGGAUGCCUUUGUGGCCCCAAGUGCCUCUAUCAUUGGGGAUGUUCAUGUGGGAGGAGGAUCAUCUAUUUGGUAUGGCUGUGUGCUGAGAGGUGAUGUGAACAGCAUAAGUGUUGGCUCUGGAACUAAUAUACAGGACAAUUCCCUUGUUCAUGUGGCAAAAUCUAACCUAAGUGGAAAGGUCUUACCAACUAUAGUUGGUGACAAUGUUACUGUAGGUCACAGUGCUGUUUUACAUGGAUGCACUGUUGAGGAUGAGGCCUUUGUUGGUAUGGGAGCCACACUGCUGGAUGGAGUAGUUGUGGAGAAACAUGCCAUGGUUGCUGCUGGUGCCCUUGUUAGACAGAAUACAAGGAUCCCCUGUGGAGAGGUAUGGGGAGGUAAUCCUGCAAAGUUCAUUAGAAAGCUUACUGAUGAGGAGAUAGCCUUCAUUACCCAAUCAGCCACCAACUACUCCAACCUUGCACAGGUCCAUGCUGCUGAAAAUGCCAAGCCCUUUGAUGAAAUAGAGUUUGAGAAGGUUCUCCGCAAGAAGUUUGCUCGAAGGGAUGAGGACUAUGAUUCAAUGCUGGGUGUGGUUCGUGAAACUCCCCCUGAACUUAUUCUUCCCGAUAAAGUUCUACCUGAUAAAGCACCAAAGGGUUCUCACACUUAAGGUCUUUGGAAGGUAGCUUUUUGUUUCCUUUUUCCCACUUCUCCUGGGGAUGAAGAUCGAGGAAUGAGUCCUCCCUUGUUGGACAUAAUUCCUUCUGAGAAAUAAUACGGGACUUGUUUUAGAACAGAGUCAUGGUAUUUUGCUUUCUGGCCUUAGCUUAAUGCCAAACCCUCUCUGCGGUUUAGAGGAAAUUAUGCUAUGAUGCAAAAUAUAGAUGAUCUCUUGCUUUAUCAGUACCCGAGGCCUGUUUUGCAGAUGAUUUUACGGAUUUGUAAUAUUUAAUGUUGUAAUAUACUAAUAUUGAAUGAUAGAGCAUUUGUGCUCUCAUUUCAUCUUGAAUUCACAUUAGCAAGAAGCAACCAGAGAAGCCCUUUUAAAUGAGCUUCUUUGUAGUUAUUUCCCCCGUCGGAAUACGGCUGUUGCAUCUUACAAUCUGUUGAGAUCCCUGGAACCAGAUGUCAACCAUAGGGUGGAGUCCUUACAUAGCGAUCCAUCCAAUUUACAAAAACUAUUUGGUAAAAGGUUCAAACUUUGACUAUCGUGUAUAUAACAGCUUUUACCAAUUUGGCUUUCAACCUUGAGUUUGUAUAGCUGCUGUUACUAGCUCGAUAUGCUGAGCAUUGAGCUCACCUGGAUAUAAAUUUGAUUGACAUUUCUGAA